CUGGAUAUGUGUCAGCUGUGUUAGUGUUUUUCCUCUGACCGAGCUCCUACAUCCAUAAGUCAAAAAACUUUACAGUAAAAAGGUCGCAGUGACUUAAGUGGCUCGCUUGGCCAUUCAUUUGAUCUUCGUCCACGUACUGUAGUGUAUAUAAAAUCAUGUUUCUGCAUACAGGAGGUGUGAGAUAUGUAUGCUAAUGUGAAACCUAUGCCCUCCCUGAACAUAGCGAUUUUCGAGUCAACAUGAAGGGGAAGUGAUUUUUCUGAAGAGUUUUGUUUGUGGGCUAUAGCUGUAUUUGCAAAACGCAGCCAUUUGUAUGCCCGAGCAGAACUUUGAAUGAGAUUUUAGUGAGUGAAAACUUGUGUGCGUUUGAACGUUUCUUGCCAUGAAAAAAAUGGAAAACAUACUGUCUGCUCUUGAGUACAGCUCAAUUUAUCAGCUGUAGCUGCCAUUUAAAAUUCGAUUUGAUCAGUCAGUUUGACUUGGUAGUGUAUGUGGCUAAAGCACAGAUUUUACCCCUGAGUUGAGAGAGAACCUUGUUUUUUUUCACCUAAUAAGUAACUGGAUCUGUAGUAUAAUCAGAAACUGAAAGGGUGAUACCAGGUGCCGUGUGUAGGGAUGGACACCGCAAUAGUUCAUUGUUUCUGAAACUUUUACCUUGAACAGUGUCAUGGAGGGAGUGAUAAAAGCUUGCAUGAGAUUGGUAUCUUCUGAAAUGCAGCUGUUGUACAGAUAUUCUCCAGUAUUUCUGCACUUAGGUGCACAAAAGUGUUAAGUGUUUAUUUUCACUGGUUCUCUCCAGUAACAUCUGAGCAGUGUCUAGGUUAUGGAACUCUCUGUAACAAACGUUUCCCUGUUUCUCUUUGGUUUUGCUUCCCUAGUUUUUGUUUUGGUUUUUUUUAAGGUGAUUGCUUUGGCUGUUAUAAGUUGCUGAUGACAGAUCAGUAGAACAUGGACUGUUAAAAUGUGGUGUGCUGACACAUUUCUCAGAUAAUAUAGAAGGGGGUUUGGCGUUCUUUUGUUACACACUUGAUGUUCAUGAGAAGUCUGAUCUCUUAGGAGUAUGUUGUAUAGUUGUUUAAGAUAAGAUUUGUUUCACUGAAUUGUGACUGUCUAAAAUCUGGGUAUUUAGUCUAAAGCUGUGAUUUUGUGAACAUCUGAGCUCUGUGCUGUGCCAGCUCUCUGCUCCUGAAAGGAGAAAGGCUUGCUCCUCCUCCUGUCUGUUUACUUGGCUCUUUGUUCCUUUCCCCUAGCCUGUACCAGCUGCCCACUUGCACUGAUGAUGUCUCUUGCUGGAUUUUUCCAUGAGCUCGUGUGACUCACUGACCUCACAGAAAAACUAUUGAGUGUCUUCUGCUUGUUUGAAUGUGUUGGCUUCUUGAGUUAAAACAGUCCAUGAAGGGGUCUGAUGAAUGACAAACACAGGAAUGGGAAUACAGAAAUGAGGAAUGGAACCCUCCCAUUCCUGGUGACAGAGAGCUUUUGUGUUGGAUUACACUUUUGCAUUGGUUCAUUAUCUGGUCUUACUGUGGACUCUUGAGCAGGGAGGAGAAGGGGGUGGUGUUUGAAGAGUUGUUUUCACGAGGCUGUGCUUUCCUUGAGUUUUUCACUCUUUCAGGCAAACAGUUCAUUGUUUCAGAAGAUCUUGGUUAAUUCAAUUAGAAAAAAACGAGCAAAUAAAGAGGUCUGGAGUUGUGGCAGAAGCAAGCAGAGGAAUUAGACCAUGAAUUGUGUGAAGCAGCUCUUUGAUUUCCAAAGAUUUUACCAAGAAUUUUACUGCAUGAGCAAAACCUGGGACAAGGCUAAAUACUGCCAGGUGUUUCAUAGUUAGUUGCAAAAUUAUAUUCAUUGUAUCAUCUAGCUGUUUAAAACCGUGUUCAAACAUGAUAAAUUUAAGUGUUUUGAGUAUGGCUGUGGUAUGGAAAAGAGAACCAUGUGUGAGUUAUGUAUGGCACUCAAUGGAAUUACCAGUACAUGGUGCAGUCAUGUCAUUUGGUUAUGCCAGGUGAACAAGAAGGAAGCCUUGCUGUUGUAAACAAAAUGCCAUAAAAAUCCAUAUAAAGAAAAAAAUCAUAUUGAUAUAUCGUAUUUUUCUCCAAAUGCAAGUAUUCUCACUUUUAAGAGCUUGUAGCAAAGAAAAGGCUAAAAUAAUAUCACUGAAAUAAUUUUUCAAAAAAAAAGCCCUUUCAUGAUGGGCAGCUAUAAAGAGGAGAGAUGGAUAGUGGGUAAUUCAGCAGUGUUCCUUUCUUUAGGAGGAGAAAUAAUUGGAGAAGAAAGGCAAAACAAAGGUGAUUCUUGGAAAUGUAAUUGAUUUACUCCACUUAGCUAUUCUACACCAACAAAACUCAGGGAUGAAAAAGAGAUUGUAUUGAUUAGAAGGGUCUUGAGAACUUACGUCAUUAAUGUUUGAUAUUGGUUGUGCGUUUAGGACAGUCACAGAGGAAAAUGUUCUUUCUUCUGAUUCUCUCAGCAAAUUUGGGUAAAGCAGAAUACACACUUGCUGUUGCUUUUCCUACAGUAAUGUUGUAAGUGGUAGAUUUUUCUCUGACCUUUUCUCAUUUUAGCAAUAGAGGAAGAAAAAAUGGGAAGAAAGUCUUACAUUUACAUUUUCUUGACAUUAUUGUGUCUUAGUGGAAUGGGUGUUUUUUUCCUAUAUGGAAGACAGGCUUUCAUCUUGCUUAUAGUUCAGGGGUUUAUAAAAUCAAAUUAUAAGUGUUUAAGAUACGACCAUGAAAGGGUGCAGUGGUAGAAAGUAUACAUGCAACUGUGCAUGGCAAGAAGGUGAGGUAUUUGUAGUGAUGGUAGAGAUUUGUCAUUGUUUCUGUUUGAGUUUUACUUUGUACAAAGGUGCACUUUGCACACUGCAGACAUGGACUUCUUAGGCAUCAGUCCAGCUAUGCAAAAAGUUAAAAUUGCAGAGUAGUUGUUUUCAAAGCUUUGUAACUUUCUAAAAGUCAGCUACAGUCCUCCUUCCCCCAGAUCCUGUAGAAGUGUCAGUAGUGAUCAGAUUAAUACCUAUUGCUUCAGAUAUCAAAAAUCACUAAGGAGGCAUAUUGGAAUACUUCCUUAUUUCUCAGGAACUCUUGAUUUACAGCUUCCCUCACACCAAUCUGAUAUUAUCACAUUUUGCAAAAGUCUUUCUGGAAAGGUCACAAUAAACCAUGAGAUAAGCUUUGAAAAUAAGGAAAUGAUGUAUUUCUGGACUGAACUGUGGGCAGCUGUCUUCCAGGCUGUCUCUGAUACCUUAACUCUUUUCCAGAGAGGGCUUGAUAGCAAUUCAAUAGAGAAUUAUCUGCUUUUCUUCCAGCUGAAAUACUUGUGUAUAUUGAUUAAUACAGCCUGUUAGGAUAGUGUAACAGACUUUGACUUUAAUAAGUAGUAAGAAAAGCUGUGUGUCUGCUGUCUGUGACCUCUGCUUGAACUCUGAUUAAAAAGGCAUAAUUAGGAUAUCAUAGUUGGAGUCUCAGUGUAUAGCAUAAGUAAAAAUAAUGUAAUCUUUCAGAAAAUAGUGCUUGUUGUUAUUUUGUAUUGACUCAAGUGACCUUCAUGUUUAAGUGUACUCUGCUCCUGGAAGGGCUAUUACUUCUCAGGGCAAGGCUGCAUUAACAGAGAAGAGUUACAGUUUCAGUAAAUGUUUAUAACCUGUGUUACAGCAAAAUCGGGAUUCUUCUGUACUUAAAGCAAAAGCAGUGUGUGAAACUUUUGAACUGUGAAUGUACUUGAAUGCUAAUUACAUGUCCUUGUAUUUGUUCAGGUGUCUUGAUCUUCUGAGAUGUCAGUGGAAGGAGUGGCUGGUCUUGUAGAUUAGUUACACAUCAAUCUUGUCUUCUCCAUACUCAUCGUGAACAGUCAUAAUAAAAUGGAUGGUUUGGGCAGCCUUCUUCCUCCUGUGGGUGAAAGUGGUGAUGCAGCUAAUUCACAAGAAAUACUGAAACUUUUGAUGGAUGAAAAAAUGCGAAGUGAAAACCAUAAAGCAAAUUAUCAAACUCUAAGGGCAGAACAUCUGAGAUUACAAGAGGAUUAUACCAAAACACAAGAUGAACUGAAACGGUCAUUAGUUGAAAAACAGACUGUACAUGACAAAUUUCAGCAGCUUCUUGCUGACUUUCAGGAGCAGUUGCUGGCUAAAACACAAGAGCUGGAACAAGUGAAGCUGCAGGUGCUAACUCCUCAAAAAUUAGAACUGUUAAAAUCAAAAAUUUAUGAGGAAUUGGAGUCUCCUAUGAGAGAGCGUUAUCAGAAGCUCGAAAAUGAAGUAGAAAAAUACAGAACACUAUAUAACAAACUUCGUUAUGACCAUACAUUCCUGAAAUCAGAAUUUGAGCAUCAAAAGGAAGAACAUGCACAUAUUUUAGAAGAGAAGAAAAUAAAAUAUGAGGCUGAGAUUGCAAGACUGGAUAAAGAUAAGGAAGAACUCCAUAAUCAGCUGCUUAGCAUUGAUCCUACAAGGGAUAGUAAACGUGUGGAAGCACUUUCUAGAGAAAAGGCGCAACUGUGUCAGAAAUUAAAAGCUUUAGAAGCAGAAGUAGAAGAACUAAGAGCAGAAAGACACAACUGUGUUGUGCAAGCAGAAAAUGUUCAAAGAGUACAAGCACGACAGUUAGCUGAGAUGCAGACCAUGAUGAGAUCUCUAGAGGCAGAAAAGAAGUCUGCUGAACUACAGGUUGGUCGAAUUGAGAAGGAACUGCAGACAAGUCAUGAGCAAAACAUUCUCUUAACUAGCAAACUUCACAAAUCUGAACGAGAAGUCAAUUCCUUAGGUGCUCAAGUAAAGGAACUUAAACAUUCACAUAAGUUGGAAGUAACAAAUGUCAAACUGGAGGCAGCAAGAGCAAAGAGUGAAAUAGAAAGAGAGAGAAACAAGAUUCAAAGUGAAAUGGAUGGAUUGCUGUCCGACAAGGAAAUUCUUACUGCAGCUGUUGAACGUCAUAAAGUGCUUUUAGUAGAAAAAGAUCGGGAGCUAAUUCGUAAAGUGCAAGCUGCCAAAGAGGAAGUUUUUGACAAUAUUGCAGCCUUACAAAAUGAAAAGUUAGAACUCGAGAACAGACUAGCUGAUCUAGAGAAGAUGAAAUUGGAACAAGAUUCUUGGAGACAAUCUGAAAAGGAUCAGUAUGAAGAGAAACUACGUGCUGUGCAGAUGGCAGAAGAAUCUAGCAAAAAGGAGCUGCAGCGUUUGCGAUUAAAAAUUCAACAGCAAGCUAUGCAGACAGAAGAGCUGGAAGAAAAGAAACGUGAAAAUGCUAAUCUGAAACAGCAAAUAGAUGAUAUCCAACUCCAGCUUGCCUCACUUUCUCAAUCAGAAAAUGAUUUGCUGGAAUCUAAUCAGAAAUUGAAGGAAAUAAUAGAGAGAUUGAAACAAGAAUGUCAACAUGCAAGGGCUCAGGCAGAGAAAGCUCAACUGGAAACAGAGAAGACUUCAGAAUACCAACGUAUGGAAUGGCUGCAGGAGAAGCAUAUGCUUACUCAGCACCUCACAGAGUAUGAAGAGAAAUACAAGCAAAUGAAGAACAAGCUAUGUCGAGCUGCUGUUGCUCAGAAAAAGAGAAAGACUCUCAAUGACAAUAAACAAAGGAGGAUGCGUGAGAAAAUAGAACUUUUGGAAGCCAAGAUGGAAGAACUAGAAAAAGAAAAUCAAGUGUUAAAUAGACAGAAUGUUUCCUCUGAAGAAUAUGCUCGCCUCCAGAAGAGGCUAAAGGACUUGCAGCGUCGGCAUAAUGAAUUCCGGAGUAUAAUUCUGAAUCCUGACAUUCCGUCACUCAAUCCAGUCAGCAUAGCGCCAUCGUCUGCCUUGCCUCCUGGGCCUGCAGCGUCCUUCUCCUUUCUUCAGGUGGUGAUAUAUUACAAGUUGUGAAAAUAAUGCAGCAAAAGAGGGAGGAGCAGCAUCAAAGAGAGCUUGCCCUGCUUGGCAAGCGGUUGGAAGAACUAGAAACCAGACAAAGAAAACAGCUGGAAGAUCUUGGACCAUCUAGAGAGCGGGUAAUGGUGGGGAACGGGGACUUGGCAAGAAAAAAGAUCACUGGAGAAGAUGAAGCACAAAGUGAGGACUCUAAAUAAAAUCUGCACACUCUUGAUGCUGUUAGCUUUCAAUAACUUAUCCUUUGUACAUGCUUUUCAUAUUUUGCCAAAAACAUGGUUGUAUGUGCCUGAAUAGCAUAAAAUAUAUUCUGCAUAGUUA
Parus major (Great Tit) is the source of this 6172-nucleotide messenger RNA. RefSeq names its product centrosomal protein 83 (gene CEP83). Lineage: Eukaryota; Metazoa; Chordata; Aves; Passeriformes; Paridae. The coding region runs from base 3857 to 5848 and encodes 663 amino acids. The record is from RefSeq and is a predicted model, not a curated record. Gene Ontology annotation, cellular component: centrosome. The transcript has 16 exons.